AGAAAGGAAGAGAGACACAGUCAGUGAAAAUACAUUCUGCAGAGCAGUUGACUAGUACUGCAGUGAUAUGAAGUUUGCUGAACUGACAUGUGUGUACAGACACUGACACAGUGAAGGUGAUGGGUUACCUGUGCUGAUUCCCAGAAGCCCUCUUCUCCAAGAGCCCAUCUGUGGACAGAGGAAGACUGGCCUGCUGCUGGCAAGGAUGAGGCCCCGAAUGGAGAGGCCCAGCCUGGCUCUGUCCCUUCUGCUGCUGGUUAUAUACUGCCCUGGAGAUUUGUGGGGACACAACAAAAUGAAAUGUACUCCAAGUGUUCAAAUAAAGCGCCAUACAAGAUAUAAGGCUGUGGAAAAAGAAUCCCUGAAGAUUACCUGUCCUGUAUACAGCUGUGGCCAGACUUUCAACCUUGCCUGGUGUAGACUUGACAAUGUGGACUUCUGCAGACCUGUAAACAUAACACACAGCAUCAAAUAUGGGUUGGAAAAACCUAAAGAAGUUGGGGAAUUGGAUUAUUUCUUCCUGUUUUUUGCAAAUAUAAGCUUGGAUGACGCUGGGAGAUACAGGUGUGGCAUCUCCAAUUUUGUCAGCAAGUAUGUUAGUCAUUCCAUCACUGUCAAUUUUACAGAGUCUCUUGACAAUGGGAAUGAAAACAGCUACAGCAGCAAAAGCAUAUUAACAGAGGAAGAACUUCAAGGCUACAACUGGAUUCCUUACUUUUCCAUCUGUACUAUCAUACUAGCCGUGGUCAUCAUGGUGAUGAUGAUUUCCUUUUUGUGCAUAUAUGGAUGUAAACGAUUACAAGGAUCAAGAAAUGCACAUGCAAGCUGCUGUCAGUACAACGCCACAAAGGAUAUGCAUGGGAUAAGCACAGCCAAUCAGACAACUGUUGACAGGAACAGCAGUCAUGCCCAUGACAAUGAGCUGGACAGGCAUGAGAGUUCCAUGAUAUAUGUGACCUUGAACAACCAGUCCAGACAAGAGGGCUCUGCUCACAGAUCCGUUGCGCUGGAAGACCAUACAGAGUACGCCACCAUCCGGGUCUCCUGAUCCCAGAUCAGCGCUAUGUUCAGGUAUUGACGGGUCAUAAAUUCAUGACUGGUUCACAGCAUGUCUAAGAUGCUCACAGGAUGAUUGUAGGAUUUUCAUGUCAUUGACAUCUCAGAGGUUUGUUCUAGAUGUACUCACAAACAACCACAAUCAGUUCCUGACAUGAGGAAUGUGUGUUGCCUGCUUGUUUGUGCAUGUUCAAGGAACGUUUGUGAUCGGCACGAUAUGUUUAAUGAAUGUUGGGAUUUUAAAUGCUUGCAUUAUUGUUUGCAGCUCAGGAAGUAUUUGGGAUAUUAAGAUAUUAAGAUUUUGCUGCAGAGUUUAGACUCUCAGGAGGUGCGCUAAUAUUGUACUUAAUUUAUUUCUUAGUCUCUGUGUCAUGGUAAAAUGACUUGACCAAGCAGAAAUAAAUCUGCCUUGGUUAAUUAAGGUGUGAGUGUGCAUGUUUUCAUUGCAUGUCUCUGUAUAUCAGUGUAAAGGUGAAUGUUCAACUUCGACUGGUGCUUUGUAUCUAUGUUAUUUAACUCCAUUAAAGUUAAAUAACAAACACAGUCAAAAUGGUGAUUCUCUAUAUACCUAUCCAUAUGAGCACUAUCAGUCUUGAUAUGAUUUCCUGAGACUGGUUGAACCAGGCCAUGUUCUUGUCCAGUAAGUAAUUUCUGUUUAGCCUGCUGACCUCAAUUAAAAUUCUCAGAAAAACUCUGAAUUUAGCUUUCCAUCAGCGUUGUUUGGUUGUUAGGUUCUAUAAUAAAGACUUUUAUAUACCAUUUAAAA
Conger conger (European conger) is the source of this 1822-nucleotide messenger RNA. Its product is annotated as B- and T-lymphocyte attenuator. Gene Ontology annotation, molecular function: signaling receptor activity. Gene Ontology annotation, biological process: immune response-regulating cell surface receptor signaling pathway. Bases 206 to 1048 code for a protein of 280 amino acids. The record is from RefSeq and is a predicted model, not a curated record. Gene Ontology annotation, cellular component: plasma membrane. The transcript is spliced from 6 exons. NCBI's taxonomy places the organism in Eukaryota, Metazoa, Chordata, Actinopteri, Anguilliformes, Congridae.